Fibroporia radiculosa is the source of this 1464-nucleotide messenger RNA. RefSeq lists its product as uncharacterized. The transcript is spliced from 11 exons. Lineage: Eukaryota; Fungi; Basidiomycota; Agaricomycetes; Polyporales; Fibroporiaceae. Gene Ontology annotation, cellular component: mitochondrion; succinate-CoA ligase complex (ADP-forming). The coding region runs from base 1 to 1464 and encodes 487 amino acids. Gene Ontology annotation, biological process: tricarboxylic acid cycle. Gene Ontology annotation, molecular function: succinate-CoA ligase (GDP-forming) activity; succinate-CoA ligase (ADP-forming) activity; protein binding. The record is from RefSeq and is a predicted model, not a curated record.
AUGAUCCCUCGCACUGGCAAGUCACUGGCGUCCAUCAUCGGACGUCGGACCUUCUCGCAGUCUGCAUCCCGACAUAACUAUGAUGCUACCAUUAAGAAUUUACUUAUUCACAAGGAUACUAAAGUCCUCUGUCAGGGUUUCACGGGAAAGACUGGCACUUUCCACGUCAAAGAAGCUCUUGCAUAUGGUACAAGAAUGGUUGGCGGCGUAUCCCCUAGCAAGGCGGGCCAGACUCAUCUUGGGCUCCCCGUUUUUGGCUCUGUCAAGGAGGCCGUUCGUGAAACGCAACCCGACGCGUCUGUACUCUAUGUUCCACCACCUUUCGCAGCAGAUGCUAUUAUUGAAGCAAUUGAGAACGAGAUUGGGUUGAUUGUCUGUAUUACGGAAGGUAUCCCGCAGGCCGAUGAGAUUAGGGUGACACAAGCACUCCAAAGUAUCGUCUCUCGUUCCGGUACCUUGACGUACGAGGCCGUUGCGCAGACCACUGCUGUUGGCUUAGGCCAGUCCCUCUGCGUCGGCAUUGGUGGUGAUCCAUUCCCCGGCACAAAACAUAUCGACGUUGUCAAGUUAUUUUUGGAUGAUGACAAGACAGAAGGCAUUGUUCUUAUUGGUGAGAUUGGUGGUUCAAUGGAGGAAGAUGCAGCGGAGUACUUGGAGAAAUACAAUAAGACACGUAGCCGUCCGAAACCCGUUGUCAGCUUCAUCGCUGGGCGCACCGCGCCUCCGGGCAGACGGAUGGGCCACGCGGGUGCUAUCAUUUCUGGUGGAAAAGGUGCUGCUAAGGACAAGGUCGCGGCUCUCGAGAAGGCCGGUGCAAUUGUUACAGACAGUCCUGCGAAGAUUGGUGCCGAGAUGUUGAAGUUAUAUGGUCUCUACAAGUACCUCACUGUUUCUCCGGAACCCCAUAGCGGUCGCCCAUCCAUCUUUGACUUCACUGGGAGAGCGAAAUGGGAUGCUUGGAAGGCAUGUGGUAGGAAGUAUGGCGCCAAUGCUCAAGAUGUGGAGAGUUCUUACCUGGCCAUUGCCCGAGAGCUAGGUUGGCGUGAAAACGUGGCUUUCGUAGAAAGGGAAGUCGGGAACAACAAUUUUGACAUGUCAGAUGGGUCAAAUAGCAAAGGUGGAAAUAGUGGGCUGGGCAAUUCUGUAAGCACCAUGGCCUUCGCAGAAGAAGAGCAAUGUGUAGGCGUGAUGAGCGCACUCGCAAUCUCUGGCAAAAUAGAGGAAAUGGAAGUAUUCCUCCAAAACAAUCCAGAUAUAGACAUCAAUGCACUGGACGAGAAUGGCUACACACCGUUGCAUUUAGCAUGCGACAGAGGCAAUCUCGGAGUAGUUGAGUUCCUUCUAAAGCGGGGAGCGGACGUACAUCUCAAGGAUGCCGACAACACAACCGCAUUAGAAUUGGCUGAAGUGGCAGGAAAUGACAAUAUUGCCGCCAUCUUACGAUCAGUAGCGCAUGAACACUGA